GGCCCGCGCCCGCCUCGCCUCGCCUCGUCUGCCCGGCGCGCACCGGCAGUCCACCCGGCCCCAGCCGCCGCCCGGCCGGCCCUGCCGCAGCAGCACGAUGAAUGAUUUUGGAAUCAAGAAUAUGGACCAGGUAGCCCCCGUGGCUAACAGUUUUCGAGGGACGCUCAAGCGCCAGCCGGCCUUCGACACCUUUGAUGGGUCCCUAUUUGCGGUUUUCCCCUCUCUAAAUGAAGAGCAAACACUCCAAGAAGUGCCCACAGGCUUGGAUUCUAUUUCUCAUGACUCGGCCAGCUGCUUCGAGCUGCCUCUGCUGACGCCCUGCAGCAAGGCGGUGAUGAGUCAGGCCCUAACAGCCACCUUCAGCGGCUUCCAGAAGGAGCGUCGGCGUCUUGGCAUUCCAAAGAACCCCUGGCUGUGGAGCGAGCGGCAGGUGUGCCAGUGGCUCCUGUGGGCCACCAGCGAGUUCAGCCUGGUGAACGUGAACCUGCAGAGGCUCGGCAUGAGCGGCCAGGUGCUGUGCAACCUGGGCAAGGAGCGUUUCCUGGAGCUGGCCCCGGACUUUGUGGGCGACAUUCUCUGGGAGCACCUGGAGCAGAUGAUCAAAGAAACCCAAGAAAAGACAGAAGAUCAGUAUGAAGAAAAUUCACACCUCAAUUCAGUUCCUCAAUGGAUUAACAGCAACACCUUAGGUUUCRGUGUGGAGCAGGCUCCGUUCUCAGUGCAGACGCAGAAUUACCCCAAAGGCGGCCUCCUGGACAGCACGUGUCCCUCGUCUGUGGCUCCYGGCGUGCUCAGUUCCGAGCAGGACUUCCAGAUGUUCCCCAAGUCACAGCUCAACACCGUCAGUGUCAACUACUGUCCUGUGGGUCAGGACUUCCCAGGCUCCAACUUGAAUCUGCUCACCAGCAGCUCUGGGAAGCCCAAGGACCACGACUCCCCCGAGACUGGUGCGGACAGCUUCGAGAGCUCGGACUCACUGCUGCGGUCCUGGAGCAGCCAGUCCUCCCUGCUGGACGUGCAACGGGUUCCUUCCUUCGAGAGCUUCGAGGACGACUGCAGCCAGUCUCUCUGCCUCAGCAAGCCGACCAUGUCCUUCAAGGACUACAUCCAGGAGAGGAGCGACCCGGCYGAGCAGGGCAAGCCGGUCAUACCUGCCGCCGUCCUGGCCGGCUUCACAGGAAGUGGGCCCAUCCAGCUGUGGCAGUUYCUCCUGGAGCUGCUUUCCGACAAGUCUUGCCAGUCCUUCAUCAGCUGGACCGGGGACGGCUGGGAGUUCAAGCUUGCGGACCCGGAUGAGGUGGCCCGCCGGUGGGGGAAGAGGAAAAAUAAGCCCAAGAUGAACUACGAGAAGCUGAGCCGAGGCCURCGCUACUAUUACGACAAGAACAUCAUCCACAAGACAUCGGGCAAGCGCUACGUGUACCGCUUCGUGUGCGACCUCCAGAACYUGCUGGGGUUCACGCCCGAGGAACUGCACGCCAUCCUGGGCGUCCAGCCGGACACAGAGGACUGAGGUCUCUGGCGCCGCCCUGAGCCACCCCGGGCCUGGGACUGUGAGCGGGAAGCCCAGCCUGACCAGCUGAUCCCCAGACCCAGAAAGGCAAGGUUGAACCUGUCCCUGUCCAGAAAGGUCACCGAGAAGCCRUGGCCUUAUUUGAUCCCAGAUCCUGCCUGUUCAGCAGGGUGCCCCUGGUGGCCGAGUGGCCCGCAGCUGGGCAGGAACGACUUUAAUGAACGUGGUAGAGAUGGAGGCGCAGGGGCCACCCUGACUCCGCAUGGCCAUGUGGCAGGGAGUCUGUUCAGGAUUCCCCGGGGAGUGACCGGGUGUGGAAACACGGACAUUAAGUGGUGUUUUGGCCUGUUGCAACCGGAGCAGAGACCCUCUCUGUCAGAGAGGGCUGGGAGGGAGGGAGCCUGGGACCACGCCAUUUCAGAAGACAGUUUGUGUAUAUUAUUGUAAUCUUAUAAUUGUUAUCAAAAUCCUCUAACAGUUCUAUUUAACAGAAAUUGUAUAUUGUAAUUUAAAAUAAUUAUAUGACUGUAUUUGAGAUAAGAAUGCAGACAUCCAAUAUUUUAUUCCAUUUUUUCAAUAGCACAUGCGUCCGGCAUUUUACAAAGACGCUCUCUGCCCCCGUGGCAGACGGAGGCGUUGUGAGUGUGGAUUAUGUUCAUCUGAUAGACCUACAGGAACAAGGUCUCAGGGGUAAUCCCUGGUUUUCGUCCUCUUAUUGUUGGUUUUUUGUUUUGGUUUUGCCAUGAUGACUAUCUUGGCAAGGACUUUGUACACUUGGAUUUUUAUAAGAAACUUCAUGUCAUUAUCCUGGGGUACCAUGGACCUCUCUGCUUUUUCCUUGAAUUGUAAAGCAAAAGCUAUAAAGCAGUAUUUUUCUUGACAAAUGGCAUAUGUUUUCCACUUCUGUGCAUGCCUUAAAGCCGUUUAUAYACAAAUGUAUUUUAUUUUUUGGUGUAACCGUGUUUUCCCGACAGCUCACCUCUCCUGGCCAAACUUUUCCUUCCUGUGCCCCGAGUGACUCUGUGUGAUUAAAAUAAGAAAACUA
This is a messenger RNA of Urocitellus parryii (Arctic ground squirrel), 2558 nucleotides long. RefSeq names its product ETS proto-oncogene 2, transcription factor (gene Ets2). NCBI's taxonomy places the organism in Eukaryota, Metazoa, Chordata, Mammalia, Rodentia, Sciuridae. Gene Ontology annotation, molecular function: DNA-binding transcription factor activity, RNA polymerase II-specific; sequence-specific DNA binding. Gene Ontology annotation, cellular component: nucleus. The record is from RefSeq and is a predicted model, not a curated record. Gene Ontology annotation, biological process: cell differentiation; regulation of transcription by RNA polymerase II.